Messenger RNA from Effrenium voratum, 580 nucleotides. NCBI's taxonomy places the organism in Eukaryota, Dinophyceae, Suessiales, Symbiodiniaceae. The record is from the annotation of a GenBank genome assembly.
UUUGGGCUUUUGGCCCUGGCUGCCCCACCAUGUCGUCUGCCUGGGACCAGUCCCAUGGCAGACACCCAGAGCGCUCGCGCCAUGUGCGAGCUUUGCGGCGCGUGGCGAAGCUGCACAACGUCGCGCCAGUGGCCGACAACGCAGCUCGCGCCAAAGUUGAGGCCUUGGCUGAAAACCUUUUGAAGCUGCGUCUAGAGCCCGACGAGGCAGAGGCAGUGGAAGCUGCUGUGAAGGACUUCCAGGCUACGUUUCGGCCGCCAGGCCGAGCAGCCGAAGCUCCGCAAGAAGAGGAGCCAGCGGCAGAGGAGGGAGGUGGAGAGGGUGCGAGCGGGAAAGUGUGGAAGUUUUCUGCUGUCCAGCUGACGUACAAUGCGUCUCACGGCGACUGGGUUGCCUCCAACACAGACCAGCUCCGUGACUUGUUUUCUCGGUUCACAACUUUUCUUGGCGCCGUGAAGCAAGAGCUGAGCGCCAUAGGAGUUCGGCCUCACGUAACGCCCAACACCGCCAGCGGCAAGUCCUCCCCCGGGGCCAUGAGGUUUGGGCACUUCUACGUGGUGUGCGACAAGAAGGGCACGCU